Messenger RNA from Ixodes scapularis (black-legged tick), 2666 nucleotides. RefSeq names its product CWF19-like protein 1. The record is from RefSeq and is a predicted model, not a curated record. The coding region runs from base 213 to 1769 and encodes 518 amino acids. Gene Ontology annotation, biological process: mRNA splicing, via spliceosome. Gene Ontology annotation, molecular function: RNA lariat debranching enzyme activator activity. The transcript has a single exon. Gene Ontology annotation, cellular component: post-mRNA release spliceosomal complex. Lineage: Eukaryota; Metazoa; Arthropoda; Arachnida; Ixodida; Ixodidae.
GGCGGAUUCACAUCCUGAAGGUGGCUACAAUGUGCUCAAGUGUCCAUUAAGAGCUUUGAAGUUAGUAUCCAAUCCAAUCCACUUUGAUAUUUGUGUACGAUUUUUUAUCGGGCUUCGGAGUUUUCCGCAUAAUUUUUACAUAAUGGUAUUUUCAAAUAUACGUCGUUGAUGUUUCAUAGAAGCUGAAACAGCUGAAAGCGUUAUCACCAGCCAUGGGGUCACCACUGAAGCUUUUGUUGUGCGGUGACGUGAACGGGCAGUUCCGCAAACUUUUCGACCGAGUGGCUACGGUGAACAAAAAGAGUGGUCCGUUCGAAAUGCUGGUGUGCGUUGGCGACUUCUUCGGUUCAGGUUCGUCAGAAUGGGAAGCAUACAUGUCGGGAGCCAGCAAAGUUCCCCUCUUAACCUACAUCCUGGGUCCCACUCCGGGCGGUGCUGUUGACGAGAAGAUCGCAGCGACCGACGGAAACCUUUGCGAAAACGUCGUCCACCUCGGCACGAGAGGUGUCUUCACGGGGGCAUCGGGACUCAAAGUGGCUUAUUUUUCCGGUGUGCAGAGCUCGGACGGCAAAAGCACCAAGACCGCUUUCACCAAGAAAGACGCCUUAGACUUCCUUUUGCCGAUCAUGGAAAGCACUGGCCAGCGAGGAGUCGAUCUGUUCCUCUCCUCGCAGUGGCCAAAAGAUAUCAGCAAAUACGCUCACACGGCUCCCGAACACGACAACGGUGAAAAAUCAGACGUGAUAGCGCUCCUCGCUUACUUUCUCCGCCCCAGAUACCACUUCACGUCGUCUCCCGAAACCUACUACGAGCGGUUACCGUACAGGAACCACAAGGUGCUUCGAGAGCCCGCGCGCCACGCCACGCGAUUCAUCUCCCUGGCAUCUGUGGGCAACACGUCCAAGGCCAAGUGGCUGUACGCGUUUUCGAUAGUGCCGAUGGCGGACCUCUCCAACGCGGAGCUUGUGAAGCAACCGGCCGACAUCACGGAGUGUCCUUUUCAGUUCACGGAGGAAGACUUGAAGCUCGAGAAGGCCAAGCAGUUCUUCUACGACCUGGCGCCGGGGCCAGAGAAAGGAAAGAAAAGGUCCCGUGACGGCGGGGAGCCACGUCAGAAGCGGCCGCCUCCGGAGCCGAAAGGUCCCUGCUGGUUCUGCCUGGCGAGCCCCGAGGUCGAGAAGCAGCUCGUCAUAAGCAUCGGCGAGAGCUGCUACCUCGCACUCGCCAAGGGCGCCCUCACUCCGGACCACGUGCUCAUCCUUCCCAUAGGACACCACCAGAGCACGGUUGAGGUGGACGAAGACACCCUGGAAGAGAUCAACAAGUUCAAGGAUUGCCUUCGGGGCUACUACAAGUCUGUAGGCAAAUGCCCGGUGUACUUCGAACGGAACUACAGGAGUUCUCACCUUCAGAUUCAGGUGGUUCCUGUGGCAAAGACCCUCAUGCCGGGACUCAUGUCCGUGCUGGUCGACUAUGGCAAGUCUGUCGGGGUCGACUUGGACGAGAUACCGCAGAACUCUAACCUGCGUCAGAUCAUGGAUCCGGGCCGCCCUUACUUCUACAUGGAGUUUCAGGGAGUCAGGCUGUUGCACAGGAUUCGGAAGCAGUUUCCUUUGCAGUUUGGGAGGGAGGUGCUUGCCUGUGAAGAGGUCUUGAACUUGCCCCACAUGGCCGACUGGAGGAACUGCAGUGCAACAAAGGAGGAGGAAGUGUCGACUGUUGCUGCAUUCAGGGACCAGUUUAAGCCGUACGAUUUCACACUCGUGUAGAUGAAGGAUCGGCAUGUUGCAUCUGCGAUGUGCUGGCGGUCAGUGUAGAGCCCCUGCCUUAAGGUUUUAGCACUUUGUUGACAUCUGCAAGGCCAUUGUGCAACAUAAAAAAGGAAAGAAAGAAGUACUGGCUUUUUGUGUAGCAGCUGAGAAUAAUAAUUACCAUUUCACUUUAUUAGCCAGCUUUACUAAAACUAAACUGUACUAAAACGAAAUAAUGCAGAUUGUUGGGCUAGUUGGUACUGGGAAUCUGACGUCAUGAUGGUGCUUAAGACAAGGACAAUCAACGUUCAAUGUUCCCCCCCUUUUUUCAAAAUAAAUCAGUUGAAGUAGCUCUCCGUGUUGUCUAGUCUCCCUUUUGUCCUCGUCUUAAGCGCCAUCAUGACAUCAAAAUGUACUAAAACCUGUAACUAACAGAUAAAAGGAAAAGAGGGGGGGAGGGGGGGGUAGCAUACAUAAGGUUCCUGCGCACGUUGAUCCCCCAUUUAUAUGUUGCCCCCAGUACAUCAAGCCCCAACCACAUGGGGCAUUGGUUCACACCUACACUGCCUUUUUGAAAAGAAGACUGCUAGUCUGGGCUGGACGGGGCAGGCCAUCAAGCAAAAUACAAUCCAGUGUGUUCGUGCCAUUGACACUAGACAAGAUGCAACGCGGUCAAUGGAACUGCGUGAACGAGCCUAUAGAGGUCCGGUGACACUGGUUUACGCUGUAGAUUUAGCCAGUGCAGUAUAAAUGCUAACCUGUUGUCUUUAACGUGCAGUGUGCAGUAGUGAUAUAUGACCGUAUGCUGGUACAAUGCUCAUCCAGAUUGAAACGGGCAGGGGUGGGGACUGAAUCAAGGAUCCCCAAGUUUUGCAGCGCUAGCUUCUUCUCCAUGUGCUCCAAACCACGGUGCGC